Messenger RNA from Lotus japonicus, 1022 nucleotides. Its product is annotated as triphosphate tunnel metalloenzyme 3. NCBI's taxonomy places the organism in Eukaryota, Viridiplantae, Streptophyta, Magnoliopsida, Fabales, Fabaceae. Bases 258 to 866 code for a protein of 202 amino acids. The transcript has a single exon. The record is from RefSeq and is a predicted model, not a curated record.
UUUCUGUGGCCACAGUCGCAAGAUGCUGAGAAGAAAACCUGCGAAAAUCGAAGUCAAGAUCGAAGACAAAGAAGAAAUCGAGGAACAUCGCCGCCGUAACGCCACCGCCAACGCCGCCGCAGCAACCACCACUGGCGCCGCCACUCUCAUUCGUCAGUUCGAUCGCGCCGAGGAUCCCUCUUCCAAAGCGCAUCGCAUUGGCCUCUCCUCUCCAUAAACCCUUCUCCGUCCGCUCCCUUUCUCUCUCCCCUUCCGAUAUGGAGGUCGAGGUCAAGCUCCGCCUCCCCAACGCCGAAGCUCACCGCCAAGUCACCACCCUGCUCGCCCCCUUCCACGUCACCACCCACCGCCAGCAUAAUCUCUUCUUCGACGGCGCCGCCGCCGAGCUCUCCUCAAAGCGCGCCGUUCUCCGGCUCCGAUUCUACAACGACGACUCGCGCUGUGUCGUUUCGCUCAAGGCUAAGGCGGUUCUGGUCGACGGCGUGAGCCGCGUGGAGGAGGAUGAGGAGGAUCUGGACCCGAAGGUCGGUCGCGAUUGUGUGGCGGAGCCGGGGAAGUUGGGGUCGGUGGAGUCUAGGAUUUUGGGGAGGGUGAAGGAGGAGUUUGGGGUUGCGGGUGAAAAUGGGUUCGUGGGUUUGGGGGGUUUUCGGAACGUGAGGAAUGUGUAUGAAUGGAAGGAUUUGAAGUUGGAAGUGGAUGAAACCAUGUUUGAUUUUGGAACCUUGUAUGAGAUUGAGUGUGAGAGUGCUGAUCCUGAAGAAGCUAAGCGUCUCCUUGAGGAUCUCUUGAAGGAGAAUGGAAUUGAUUAUUCAUACUCUGUGGCGUCCAAGUUUGCAAUUUUUCGAUCUGGGAAACUGCCACAGUGAUUGAUGUUUCAAUCUUUCUGAAUUGUAAUAGUUUUCUGUUCAAAUUUCUUGUUUUCGUUUUUAUGUAUUUGUCUUAUGAUCUUGUUUAAAAUUUAUGUCUAAGUUCUAAAUGAUUAUUGGUCUUUUACAUUCUGUAUUAAGAUCAUUUUUUUCCUA